GUCUGGACCACCGGCUCACCCGAGCCCUCUUUUCCUCUUCCCCUCUGCUCAUCGCCUCCCCCGACGCCCUCCUGCGCCGCCCCGCUCACUCCCCCUCACACUCAUUUACCCAAAAGCCACAUAACCACAACGCCUAACUAACGAGCUCUUACCCGUAUUCACUAUGUUCGGCUCUAUGCUCGGCUCGACUCUUUUCGGCAUCAGCCUGCUCUCUGCUCUGGCGCCCCUGGCGUCCGCUGGUCAUGUCAACCGCAUGGACAUGCACCGCCGCCACGACGGGCUCGCGCACAAUCAGACAAACUCGACGGUCGCGCUGGAGAAGCGCCAGUCGUACUCGAAUGCGCGCUUCACCUACUACGCUGUCGGACUGGGUUCGUGUGGACAAAACAACGUGCCUGGUGACUUUAUUGUGGCGUUGGACUCGAUCCUGUACGACCAAAGCAAUGGCGCUGAGUGCUUCCAGAUGAUCACCAUCUCUUACAACGGCAAGACCACCCAGGCGCAGAUCAUGGACAGGUGCCCUGGCUGCCCCGAGGGCGGGCUCGACAUGUCCGAGGGCCUCUUCACGUACUUCGCCGACGAGGGCGCGGGCGUGAUCUAUGGCGAGUGGUCGUACGGCUCCGGCUCCAGCCCGACCACGUCUUCGAGCGAGUGGACGCCGCCGACCUCGAUUGACUGGACGCCCACGACUACCUCCUACUGGACUCCCCCAACCACCGACGCGUGGACGCCCACGACCACGUCGACCUACUGGACGCCGACCACGACCAGCACCUGGAGCAGCAGUAGCGCGUGGUCGAGCAGCUCUUGGAGCAGCAGCUCGAGCUGGAGCAGCAGUGCCUGGUCGAGCAGCAGCGCGUGGAGCUCGAGCGCCGCGCCGUCCGCGAGCGCCAACGCGACGGGCACCCAGCUCGCGCUCAUCAACCAGGCCAUGGUGGGCAUGGCUGGCCUCGUAGUCGCCGGCGCGCAGGUGCAGUAAAUCACGCGCCCUCCCGACACCCCCAUCCCUAGAUGUCUCCGAGGUAGACGGCGUGCGUCACGCCUUACGCGUGUGCGUGGCCGUGAACGUUAUGCGAGCAUGUUUAUUGGCGAAAGGACACAUACUAGUAUACCCCCGAUUGUGUUCUCCUUCUGUCUUCUCUCCCGGCAUGCGCUUUUCCGCUUUGCGUGACAGACUUACUAAUCAACCUCCUUUCGUUGUUGAACCUACUACCACACCUAUUCUUUGCCUGUGCCCCUUGUAGCAGUUGUCCGCGUACUAGGCACACCGUGAACAGGGUGUAGAGCAAUCAUUCACCUUGAUAAGUGGACCGUCAUGAC
Molecule: messenger RNA, 1320 nt
Organism: Rhodofomes roseus
Lineage: Eukaryota; Fungi; Basidiomycota; Agaricomycetes; Polyporales; Fomitopsidaceae
Product: RlpA-like double-psi beta-barrel-protein domain-containing protein-containing protein
Exons: 5
Coding region: 164-979 (271 amino acids)
Source: RefSeq, a predicted model, not a curated record